ACAUAGAAGCUGCAUUGGAGUCUUCCAAUAUCUGGUGUAGUAAGGGUCUCUAUAUUUCUUAGCUAGGAUUUUUAUUAAAGAAGAUAUGGAAGUAGUACGAUUACUUCACAUGAACAAAGGGGCUGGCGAGACUAGUUAUGCUCAAAACUCCAAAGUUCAGAGCAAAAUAAUAUCGAUAGCGAAGCCGAUGAUCGAGGAAGCUUUAGUAGAAAUUUUGAGCAAAAAUAUACCGGAGAGUGUGGGAAUAGCAGACUUGGGUUGCUCAUCCGGACCCAACACCUUGUCAGUAAUUUCACAGAUAAUGUACAUGAUACAUGGCCAAUGCUGCCACAUGGGUCGCUCUUCUCCGGAAUUCAGAUUGUUCUUGAACGAUCUUUAUAGCAAUGAUUUCAAUGACAUUUUUGUGUCGUUGCCCGCAUUUUACAACAAAAUAAAGGAAGAGAAAGGUAUCGGAUUCGGGUCCUGCUUUGUUUUCGGUGCGCCCGGUUCGUUUUAUGGAAGAUUGUUUCCGGGAAAUAGUCUGCAUUUUGUUCACUCUUCUUCCAGUCUCCAUUGGCUUUCUCAGGUUCCUCCGGGCCUCGAAAGCAAUGCUAGCACAGCCUUAAACAAGGGAAAGCUCUACAUAUCUAAAAGCAGCCCAAAGUGUGUAUUGGAUGCAUACUCACUUCAAUUCCACAAUGAUUUUUCUUCAUUUCUCAAGUCUCGUUCAUUAGAAGUGGUAUCAGGAGGACGAAUGGUUUUGACAUUGAUGGGGAGGAGCACAUCUGAUGCCACCACUGAAGACAGUUGCUACCACUGGGAGCUCUUAGCACAGGCACUCAUGAGCAUGGUUUCAGAGGGUUUAGUAAAAGAAGAAAUGGUUGAUUCAUUCAACGCACCCUAUUAUGCUCCAUGUGCUGAGGAAUUGAAGAUGGCGAUAGAAAAUGAUGGUUCAUUCAUGGUGGAUCGCUUGGAGGCCUUCGAAAUCGAAUGGGAUGGUGGUUGUGGAAUUAUGAAUGAUCCAUUUGAAAGAGGUGUGAGAGUUGCAAAAACCAUAAGAGCUGUGGUUGAGUCUAUGCUUGAAUCUCAAUUUGGAAAACAUAUAAUGGAUGAUUUAUUUAGGAGGUAUGCUUGGUUAGUUGGCGAUUACUUAGCCUCGAGUAAAACCAAGUAUGUAAAUUUGGUUGUUUCGCUCGUGAAGAAGGAUCUUAGAGCUCAAGAGAAUAAAGACUACUGUAUUUCAGAUGCUCUUAGAAUUUCUUCGGUAAGGCUAAGGAAAUGGAAAGCAUCUUUUCUAAGACAAAUUAAGAGUGUUUUUAAAGUAAUGAGCAAAAUUUAUUAGACAAGUGCUUAAGGACUCUUGUUAAUUGUAUUGUUAUUUUCCAUGAAUGGCCGAUAUAGUGAGUGCUUCACUCAUUUUUCCCAUAAUUUUCUUAUAAAAAAAAGACUAAUGUCUUGUAGCUAGGCAGUGCUGCAUACAAAUGGAAAUAAAAGUUGCCAUUUUAAGUUCUU
This is a messenger RNA of Ziziphus jujuba (common jujube), 1491 nucleotides long. RefSeq names its product probable jasmonic acid carboxyl methyltransferase 2. The record is from RefSeq and is a predicted model, not a curated record. Bases 86 to 1321 code for a protein of 411 amino acids. The transcript has 4 exons. Gene Ontology annotation, molecular function: S-adenosylmethionine-dependent methyltransferase activity. Lineage: Eukaryota; Viridiplantae; Streptophyta; Magnoliopsida; Rosales; Rhamnaceae. Gene Ontology annotation, biological process: methylation.